AUGCUACGCAUCCAGUAUGACCAUGGCAUCUCCGGAGGAAUCCUCAAAUACUCCUCAAUAAAAACAGUAACCAUGACAGCAAAGCCCUCUUUCACCGACACUGCCGACUUUACCGCAGCAGAGAGAGGAUUCAUCGCCGCCCUCAGCCCGGGGAUCAUCAAAGAUGCCACAGGCAAAGAAGUCUGA
Molecule: messenger RNA, 186 nt
Organism: Penicillium salamii
Lineage: Eukaryota; Fungi; Ascomycota; Eurotiomycetes; Eurotiales; Aspergillaceae
Source: the annotation of a GenBank genome assembly